CCCCAAAGGAGCCAAGCCACAGGGGAGCAUGGAGCUGCUGUCCACGCCCCACAGCAUCGAGGUCAACAACAUCACCUGUGACUCCUUCCGCAUCUCCUGGGCCAUGGAGAACAGUGACCUGGAGAGGGUCACCCAUUACUUCAUUGACCUUAACAAGAAGGAGAAUAAGAACUCCAACAAGUUCAAGCACCGGGAUGUCCCCACCAAGCUUGUGGCCAAGGCCGUGCCACUGCCCAUGACAGUGAGAGGCCACUGGUUCCUGAGCCCCCGCACAGAGUACAGCGUGGCCGUGCAGACCGCCGUAAAGCAGAGUGAUGGAGAGUACCUGGUGUCGGGCUGGAGUGAGACAGUCGAGUUCUGCACUGGGGACUAUGCCAAGGAACACCUGGCCCAGCUGCAGGAGAAGGCUGAACAGAUCGCAGGCCGCAUGCUCCGCUUCUCUGUCUUCUACCGCAACCACCACAAGGAGUACUUCCAGCAUGCCAGGACCCACUGCGGGAACAUGCUGCAGCCCUACCUGAAGGACAACAGCGGCAGCCAUGGCUCUCCAACCAGUGGCAUGCUCCACGGCGUCUUCUUCAGCUGCAACACAGAGUUCAACACAGGCCAGCCGCCUCAGGACUCCCCCUACGGCCGCUGGCGCUUCCAGAUCCCUGCCCAGCGCCUUUUCAACCCCAGCACCAACCUCUACUUUGCAGACUUCUACUGUAUGUACACAGCUUACCACUACGCCAUCCUGGUGCUGGCCCCCAAGGGCUCCCUGGGGGACCGCUUCUGCCGUGACCGCCUGCCCCUCCUGGACAUUGCCUGCAACAAGUUCCUGACCUGCAGCGUGGAGGAUGGGGAGCUGAUCUUCCGCCAUGCCCAGGACCUCAUCCUGGAGAUCAUCUAUACCGAGCCCGUCGACCUGUCCCUGGGCACCUUGGGGGAGAUCAGCGGGCACCAGCUCAUGAGCCUGUCCACUGCUGACGCCAAGAAAGACCCCAGCUGCAAAACCUGCAACAUCAGCGUGGGCCGCUAG
This is a messenger RNA of Prionailurus viverrinus (fishing cat), 1021 nucleotides long. RefSeq names its product phytanoyl-CoA 2-hydroxylase interacting protein (gene PHYHIP). Gene Ontology annotation, cellular component: cytoplasm. Lineage: Eukaryota; Metazoa; Chordata; Mammalia; Carnivora; Felidae. Gene Ontology annotation, molecular function: protein binding. The record is from RefSeq and is a predicted model, not a curated record. The coding region runs from base 29 to 1021 and encodes 330 amino acids. The transcript is spliced from 4 exons.